Platichthys flesus (European flounder) is the source of this 1466-nucleotide messenger RNA. RefSeq names its product Y box binding protein 1 (gene ybx1). Gene Ontology annotation, molecular function: nucleic acid binding. NCBI's taxonomy places the organism in Eukaryota, Metazoa, Chordata, Actinopteri, Pleuronectiformes, Pleuronectidae. The record is from RefSeq and is a predicted model, not a curated record. Gene Ontology annotation, cellular component: nucleus. The transcript is spliced from 8 exons. Gene Ontology annotation, biological process: regulation of gene expression. The coding region runs from base 162 to 1079 and encodes 305 amino acids.
UUCUGAUUCUGCCCAGUUAGAUCGGCAACGGGAGCGGAAAGAGGAAAGCUGAGAGCCCGAAGGCAGUAGCCCCCACCACCGCCGGCCCAGGUUACCAUCUAGCACCGGGAACAUUGCAGAGAGCCGCCGCCGGCAGAAGCCAUUACCAACCAGUAGUAACCAUGAGCAGCGAGGCCGAGACGCAACCACAGGCACCUCCUGAGCCUGCUGCCGAUGUGGAGGAACCAUCCAGCCCGGAAGCCGCAGCUUCCACGUCGGAUAAGAAGGUCAUCGCAACAAAAGUCUUGGGUACAGUAAAAUGGUUCAACGUCAGGAAUGGAUAUGGUUUCAUCAAUAGGAAUGAUACAAAGGAGGACGUUUUUGUACACCAGACUGCCAUCAAAAAGAACAACCCAAGGAAAUACCUUCGCAGUGUUGGAGAUGGAGAAAUUGUGGAGUUUGAUGUAGUUGAGGGAGAGAAGUCUGCACAGGGAGCCGAGGCAGCAAAUGUCACCGGCCCAGGGGGCGUUGCAGUCCAGGGGAGUAAGUAUGCCGCAGACAGGAACCGCUAUAGGCGCUAUCCCAGAAGGAGGGGCCCUCCCCGUCCUGGAGACUACCCAGAGAACUACCAGAGUGAUGGAGAGGGUGAGCCCAGCAGCGGUGGUCGUGACAAAGGCAGCAGAGACGGGGGAGACAGCGCCCCAGAAGGAGAAACUCAGCCACAGCAGCGCAGACCCGCUUACCCAGGCAGACGGCGCUACCCACCAUACUUUGGAGGUGAGGGUGACGAAAACCAGGGCGGACCAGACCAGGGCAACAAACCAGCGAGGCAGAACUACUACAGAGGCUUCCGACCAAGGGGUCCACCCCGUCCCAGACCGGUGCGGGACGGUGAGGAGGACAAGGAGAAUCGGGAAGGUGAGAGUGGUCAGGACCAACAGCCCCGCCAGCGUCGCUAUCGCCGUAACUUCAACUACCGCCGCAGACGCCCACAGAGUGGUGGCAAGCCUGGAGAGGAACCCAAGGAGGCCAAGGCAGGAGGUGACCCACCUGCAGAGAAAACGUCCGCUCCCGAGGCCCAGCAGAGUGGGGCUGAGUAGGAAGCAAACUGCCCACCGGCACCUACCAUCUUUUACCAUCGUCCGGUUUUUUUGUCAACAAGAAACAUCAAACAAGAUCUGAGCAAUAAAGAUUUGACUUGACGAACGUCACAAGCUUGCACCAUGCAUUUGACCAGAUUACCACCGAUUGCCUGCAGAAUCUAUGCAGACUCGUUUUUUUUUCAUUAUUUUUAUGUGACAGCUACAAAACGUUUUUGGGAAACAGCAAAUGUUUUUCUAAAUGUGUCCUAAGUUUUUACACCAAAUGGUUUUUAAAGAAAAAAAUGGAAUUUGAUAUCUGGUCAGUUUGACAUUUUUAAAUAACUUUUUAUGUAUUCAAACAUUUUAACAAAAUGCAAGCUCAAAUAAAAGUCCAGAAACCAGGAA